AUGGACCACACCACGCCAGCACAGCAUGAUCAGAAGCGGACCGACCAAGCUACUUUGGCAAAGCUGACCUCGCCCCCAACUCCAAACCCAAAUGAUACCAUCACACCCGCACAGAAUCAGCACAGAACAACAAAUACGGAGAGAGGCAGCGUCAACGACACACUCACAUCCUCAUCCGAAUCUUACAAGGAGGCCCCCAACGUCGAGACCGCUGAAGUUAACGGCGACGACAGCAGCGAAGAUGGCAUCGACUGGAAACCCGGCUUCCGCCAGCAGUUCCCAUGGAUCGGCUUCUCGGGUCUCGUCAUCAUUAUCGUCGCAACCUCCAUGGCUGUCGCUGUUCUCGGUGCAUCAAACAACGAACGCGUCAAGGACUGGCCAUUCACACGCUUCCCCAUCCAACCCAACGUGUUGAUCAACAUUGCCAACCAGUUCCAGAACCUGGGCUUGAUCACAUUCAUCAGUCAAGGUUUGGCCAUCGCAUGGUGGAGGAAGGCUAUGCAAGGCAGCUCCCUCGGCACACUACACAGGAACCACGCAUACUCAUACAGCUUCUACUCCAUCGUGACAUCCGGGAAGCACUUCAACAUUGUUGCGCUUGCGGCACUGAUGACGAAGUUCGCCAUCAUCGACAGUACACUAUUUCAGAAGGCGACCAAGACCAUCGUCACGCAACAAGUCAACUAUAAAAAUGUAUCGGUCACGGGUUGGAUGGAGACCAACUGGCCUGUGAAUAGCGGCGGUGUCCCGGGAGAGAACGGAGCAAUCAAGACUGUUGACACAGCUUGGGCUGGUGUGAUCAAUGCCUACAAUGGCAAGAUCGCAAACGGCAAAGUGCACGACACCUUGCGUAACAAUGCCUCGUUCUUCGACUGUCCCUUCCGACAAGAAUGCAGUGGCGCCUUCAAGGCUCUGGGCUUUGCGUUCAACUGCAGCACCACCACCGAAGACGUCAACUAUGGUCUGCAACAUCAAAGCUCAGCUGGUGGCGUCGAGACGACAUACCCACUGUGGAACAUCGGCUUCUCAUCCUCCUGGGCAUCCGACACCAAGCCAUACGCGAGCAUCAAUAUGGAUAUGCUGUACGUCGAUAGCCACGCCGGCGCUACAGACAACGAUUGCCCAGGCAGCCUCACACGACGAACAUGCGAGAUCCGGCCAGCCAUCGUCGAAUACCCCGUCACAGUGAUGGUGCCCUCUGAGGAAGAGCUCGAGGGAAGAAACAUUGUCACACACGUCAAGUUCUAUACCGACAAUAUCUCGCACCCACUCAGCACGCCUAUCACCGAGCCGCAGAUCGAUCAACUCAAGUUCCUCGAAUACGUCGACCUGAAGGAGAAAUUCAACGAGACAUCCACCAUUGGAGCUCUGGUCUACGUGCUCAACAACCUUUACUCCAGCUCAGCGAACCUGACAUACAAGGAUGAUUGGGACAUUGUGCUCCGUGGCGGCCAAGCGCAAACCACCUUCUUCGCCGACACCGACACCGAGACCUUCAGCCGAUGUUACUACGACAUUGACCGCCCGGACCUUGACGAUCCCACAGUCGAACUGCUGCGCAAAAUCAACACGCUCUCCUUCGUCGCUGCCCUGUACCUAAAAGGCCAGCCCACCACUGAUGUGCACAACCGCACUGCCGGCGGCAUGUCCUCCCAAACGGCGCUCACCUCGGUGACCGGCAUCGUCGAAGAGUACAAGACAGACUUCAACUAUGUCGGUGGCGCGCUAGCGGCCAGCUUUGUCACCAUGCUGCUCGUUCUCCCCGUGUACUGGGGAUUCUGGCAGCUUGGUCGCAAGGUCACGCUCGGCCCGCUCGAGAUUGCAAAUGCGUUCAACGCGCCCGUCAUCAGACCGGACUAUGUCAAAGCCCAGCACGGUGAUUUCGAAGAGGUGUUGCAGGAGGUUGGGAAGAGGCGGGUGAGGUAUGGACAGCUCAGAGAUGCACCGCCUGGUUCUAUGGGUAUCGCCGAGCCUGACAACGUCGUCAAACCCAGCUACAGGGAGAGCAGGCGGUUUACGAGGGCGCAGCAGGGCGUUGUGGGUGUGGGAUUGGGUGCUACCAUCGGUGACUAUCAGUCCCAGUCUUCAAGUAGUUUACACGCCGCGCAGCAGGAAGGUAUUUAUGACUGUAUUGGCAAGGACCUCGUCGCGGCAUAUCUCAAUAACCCCGAUACCAUCGUUGUAACGGCAGUUCGAAAGGCUGCGUCUACAGACUCUCUGCAUUCGCUUUCGAGGACCUAUGGAACUCGUAUUGUCGUCAUCAAGGUCGAUGUUGCUUCCACUGAUACCAUCACACGUGUUAUCACAUCUUGGAAAUCCGAGCACAACAUCAACUCUCUUGACGUAGUCCUCACCAAUGCUGGCAACGCCAGUUUGAGCCCCAAGCUCAUCGAGUCUGAGGUCUCCGAUAUUCAACCCUUCAUCGACAUUAACGCAUACGGCCAAUUGGAGCUGUUCAAAGCCGUGGCGGCAUUGCUGCGCGAGUCGAAGAGCGAGACCAAGGGCAAAUUCAUGUGGCUCUCUUUUGAGCAGCAAGACGUCAUUGUCUGGGCACAAUAUCCGGGCAUGGCCGCGACAGAGAUGGCCGAAGUAGCUUUUGAGAGGCUCAAACCGAAAGGGAUUGAUAUGGCACCGUCGGCUGCGUCAGUGGAGCAAGCUGUCAAGAUAUUCUGCAGGUGGUCAACAAUGCGACUUUGGAGAAGACGCAUGACAAGUUCCUUUGACCCGAUGGCCGAGCUACCAUGGUAGAAGGUUAUUGCAGUAAAUGCAAUAAAUGAAGGUGUAACCGCGCAGGGCAGUAAGUCAGGGCGAACUGCGCGAAGCAGUAAAAAUCAGUAUAUCAUGUUGUUGUUGUGUGUUCCGUUCUCACCAGACCCUCAGCAGGAUCUGUUUGCAUGACGUAUUUGUCGUGCAGCCGGG
Molecule: messenger RNA, 2919 nt
Organism: Macroventuria anomochaeta
Lineage: Eukaryota; Fungi; Ascomycota; Dothideomycetes; Pleosporales; Didymellaceae
Exons: 6
Coding region: 1-2748 (915 amino acids)
Source: RefSeq, a predicted model, not a curated record